Molecule: messenger RNA, 402 nt
Organism: Alternaria infectoria
Lineage: Eukaryota; Fungi; Ascomycota; Dothideomycetes; Pleosporales; Pleosporaceae
Exons: 1
Coding region: 1-402 (133 amino acids)
Source: RefSeq, a predicted model, not a curated record
AUGAUCGAUGUAUACAACAAGAGCAAAGCGACCAGGCGAGGAAACAAAAAGGAGGAGACACGAAAGGUCAUGCAACAUAGAACGUUCAAGAGACUGCUUCGCGACGAAGAUACAACGCCAUACCACGCGAUUUGUGUAAAACUGACAAAAGCCAUCGACUGUCAAAAGCAGGUCAUCAAGGAGUACUUGGAGGAGAAGAUUGAGUCGUUGUUCCAGGCCAUCGGUAAUGAUCUGAAGCGAUUGGGAGUGGAGCAGGCGAGCCUGGACCACAGCGAAGACCGCGAGGUUCGUGGGUCGAUUGGCAGGACGCUUUCGAAGGCGAAGGAAGAUCUUGGGACGAUUGAGGCGUUGUUGAAGGAGAGCGGCGUUGAUUGGGAUGGUAUCAAGGAUCAGUUGACGUGA